GCUACACCGUGGUAAAUAUGAGGAGGGGAGCGGGCAGUCAUUUCAGCUCUAUCCUCUCCACUCUCUCCAUUUUCUCUCUCCCAAAUCUGUACAAGUGCUUGGUGUUCCCGGAGGGGUUCUUUUAACAUUCAGAUCCGACCGCUCCUGCACUACCAGACAGAGAGAAAGAUGGCCGAUGCUGCUGGCAAGAGGUUUGUGGAGUUUGUUUCAACCAUUGCAACUAUGGGAGCAAGGGAAGCGGUUUCAGCAUGUUUGCAUGGGAGGAGUUCAACAAUGCAGGGGUUGUGCCUUGCAAUGGAAGGGUCCGUUUCAACAAUGUGACAGGAGAGAAGGUGACGAUUGUGGCAAACCAAUGGACAUACACUGUAAAGUGUUAAAAGGGUCGUAUAAAGAGCGCUAUGUAUGGGAGCGGUUGGAGGAAGUUCUAUGAUGACAACAUGCUGGGGAAGGGUCAAAUGGUGGUGUUCUUCCUGGAUGAACCUUCGCCUAGGGCAGCUAUUUGUGUGAUCCAAGUGGGCAACGGCUCUGAAGAUGAACAACCUAUGGAAGAGGGCGAUCCCAUUGAAGAUUCAGAUUCAGAUGAUGAGGAUGGAGAAGCUUCAAGCGAUGAUGGUGAAGGCAUUGUUCGCACCAGGGGGCUUUUGCUUACUGAGACAGAGGGUUUUCAGCUACAAGGGCUGCUGCCUCUCAGUGAUGAUUUCAUCGGGUUUCCUUUCGUUCACCGCCUCACAAAGACAGACAAUUGUUUGGGCAUGAUGAGAGAAAACGGGAGAGGAAGGAAGCCGCAUCACGGGGCGGCGACAUCGAAGGUUUCCGCGGCGGAACUCGCCGGCGAUGAGAUGCUCGGCGACGCCUGCGAGGAGAUGCUCGGCGAUCCGAGCGCCCCUCCAGAGUCCUCGCGCCCUGCUGAUGAGUGUCUGAUGGAUGCCCGCAUGCAGAUUGAACGAGAGAUAGAAACUAAAACCAAGUCCUCCUUGAAAGAAGGGUUAGGUCAACAGCUUAAAACUGAUCAUAUGGAGGAGUCCAAAGACUUAACAAGAGAUUGCCUAAACAAUGUGCCGCACACAGGUAUAGCUUUUGAAGUUGAAGGAGGAAACCUGGGAGUGAUAGAAAUGAAGAAGGCGGAGAUAAGUUGUGUUAAACAUACUGAUUUAGAAGAGAGAGAGGCUAUGAUGUCGAGAUCACUGACACUGAAGCAUCAGAGGGUUUGCUAUACGAAGAAGUUCUGACAUUUGUGUUGAUGACGAUGUUGGCGAUGAUCUGCUGCUGACGGUGAUGAAUACGACGAUGAGUAGCACCGCCUGACUUGGAUGGAAGACGACCCGUGAUGACGAAUUUGAGCAGUCGAGCACAACGCUUUCCAAAAACCUAAUUUGUCCUCUCCCGGUGCAGGAUCGCAAAGACGAACGGUUCCGGAGACCUGCUCUCCCACGCGCCGAUGCACGCCAGCGUUUGGGAUGGAGUAGAUUACGAUGGCGGUGCAAGUCGUGAGAUGAGGUAAAACCCUAGGUGUUUUUCGGUGUAUCUCUGGCCGCAGCCGGUAGCUGUAUAUAUAUUAGGACCAGAGGCGGUAUUGUGUCGC
Molecule: messenger RNA, 1582 nt
Organism: Triticum dicoccoides
Lineage: Eukaryota; Viridiplantae; Streptophyta; Magnoliopsida; Poales; Poaceae
Exons: 8
Coding region: 399-1229 (276 amino acids)
Molecular function (GO): DNA binding
Source: RefSeq, a predicted model, not a curated record